AAAUUGUCAAUAUUCUACUUCAGUACUCAUUAAAUUUUUCAUACAGUUCUAUAGAUUUAAUACUGUAGUGUUUAUAAUUUAAUUUCAAAAAUAAAUUCGUCAUUAAUAAGAAAAUUUUACUGAAUAUUCAUUUUUAAACAAUAAAAAAGGAUUUUUGAAAGAGUACUAAAAAUGUCGACAGUAGCAACUCCUUUAACUGUGGCUGGAACAAGACAAUCUGGCGCUCCGGUUCGUACACAAAAUGUUAUGGCAGCUUGUUCGAUAGCAAAUAUAGUAAAGAGCUCAUUGGGACCUGUAGGGCUAGAUAAAAUGUUGGUUGACGAUAUUGGUGAUGUUACUGUAACAAAUGAUGGGGCUACAAUUUUGAAACUUUUAGAAGUUGAGCAUCCCGCUGCCAAAGUUUUGGUGGAGUUAGCCCAAUUACAGGAUGAUGAAGUUGGUGAUGGUACAACAUCAGUCGUCAUAUUAGCAGCAGAGCUGUUAAAGAAUGCAGAUGAAUUGGUCAAACAAAAAAUACAUCCAACUUCAAUUAUAGCAGGAUAUCGUCUCGCCUGUAAAGAGGCUUGUAAAUAUAUAUCGGAGCAGUUAACAGCGCCAGUUUAUGAGCUUGAUAAUGAUUGCUUGAUUAACAUUGCUAAAACGUCAAUGAGCUCGAAAAUUAUAGGAGCUGACGCUGAUACUUUUGCAGCAAUGGUGGUUGAUGCUAUUAAAUUAGUAAAGAUAACAGAUGUUAGAGGAAACAUAAGCUAUUCCGUUAAAGCAAUAAAUGUAUUAAAAGCACAUGGAAAAUCUGCUAGAGAAAGUUUAUUAAUUCCUGGUUAUGCAUUAAAUUGUACGAUUGCAUCACAACAAAUGCCUAAGAAAAUUAUGAAUGCUAAAAUUGCGUGUUUGGAUUUUAGUCUUAUGAAAACCAAAAUGAAAAUGGGAGUUCAAGUAUUAAUCAACGACCCAGAAAAACUUGAAGGAAUCAGAGCACGUGAAUUAGACAUUACUAAGGAAAAAAUUCACAAAAUAUUAAGUACCGGUGUUAAUGUAGUUUUAUGCACUGGUGGAAUCGAUGAUUUAUGUUUAAAGUACUUUGUCGAAGCUGGUGCAAUGGCAGUACGUCGAGUUAAAAAAUCAGAUCUUAAAAUUAUUGCUAAGGCAACUGGUGCUGCUUACUUAACGUCAUUAACAAAUUUGGAAGGGGAGGAAACUUUUGAUUCCUCUAUGGUAGGGGAAGCUGCUGAAGUUUCUCAAGAAAUGAUUUGCGAUGAUGAAUUGAUACUUAUCAAGGGAACGAAAGCGAGAUCAGCUGCUUCGAUAAUUUUGAGGGGUCCAAAUGAUUUUUAUUGCGACGAAAUGGAACGCUCAAUUCAUGAUGCUUUAUGUGUUGUCAAAAGAGUUUUGGAAAGUAAAAAAGUGGUUGCAGGUGGAGGUUGCGUCGAAGCUGCUCUUUCAAUUUAUUUAGAAAAUUUUGCAACUUCAUUGAGCUCCAGAGAACAAUUAGCUAUUGCUGAGUUUGCAAAAUCUCUUCUUAUAAUUCCAAAAACUUUGGCAGUUAAUGCCGCAAAAGAUGCGACUGAUUUAGUAGCAAAACUACGUGCCUAUCAUAAUUCAAGCCAAACAAAGGCUGAACAUGUGCAUUUAAAAUGGAUUGGCCUGGAUUUGUAUGAAGGAAAAGUGAGAGACAAUAAAGCUGCAGGUGUAUUAGAACCGGCUAUAUCAAAAAUAAAGUCACUGAAAUUUGCGACGGAAGCCGCUAUCACAAUUUUGAGAAUCGAUGAUAUGAUAAAAUUAAAUCCAGAAGAUAAAUCUGGGAAAAGUUAUGCUGAUGCUUGUGCUGCAGGAGAAUUGGAUGGUUGAUUUUUUCCAAAUUUUCAAAUAUUGGUCAUAAAUAUUUCAAAAAUCUAUCUUUUCAUAACGCGAUUCUUAUACACAUAAUUUUGUUCAUAAGUUCUAUUUAAUACUUCCUUGAUACUUACACAAAUAAAAUUAAUAAACAAAAAUUAAGUUUUUAAUUUU
This is a messenger RNA of Condylostylus longicornis, 2004 nucleotides long. RefSeq names its product T-complex protein 1 subunit alpha (gene CCT1). Gene Ontology annotation, molecular function: ATP-dependent protein folding chaperone; ATP hydrolysis activity; ATP binding. Gene Ontology annotation, cellular component: chaperonin-containing T-complex. The coding region runs from base 172 to 1845 and encodes 557 amino acids. Gene Ontology annotation, biological process: protein folding. Lineage: Eukaryota; Metazoa; Arthropoda; Insecta; Diptera; Dolichopodidae. The transcript is spliced from 7 exons. The record is from RefSeq and is a predicted model, not a curated record.